AUGAUGGAGGAUUUCUCUGGUUUGGCUCUGCCUCCUCUAUUUGGAGGACACAUCCUGGAGGCAGAGCUGGAGCCUGGUGGUGUGGAGCUGGGACCAGGAGAGGUGGAGCUGGGCCCGGGAAGCAAUGAGCUGCUGGAGAGUACGGCACAGGAGGAUGAAGAGAGAAGAGCGCUGGAUAAGAGCAAAUGUCUGGCUCUGAACAGGAGAUGUAAAGAUAUUGAACAGGUGAAUCAGAAGAUUCUAGGUCGUCUUCAUCAAGUACAAAGAAUUACACGGCGCGUGAAGAAGGAAAGAUGGUUUCUCAUGAGGACUUUAGAUGGUCAUGGGGAUGACUACAGAAACGCCCAGCUCACGAUACUUCUAGAGGAUGAGCCCGAAGCCCAUUUAGAUCCUGCGUCUGGAGUGGAGGAUGAACGGCUCAACGGUGUGUCUGGUUCCACUUUGUCAGCAGCAAUGCCUCAUGCUGCCGGACCGAAGAGGAGGAGGCACCGAAUUCCACGGCAUGAAAAGGAUAAAGACCAACAGACUGAACCAGACAUGUCAGUGUUGUCAGAGACACAGUUUGGAGAAAUGCCCAGCCCAACUUCUCUGUCCCACUAA
Messenger RNA from Anarrhichthys ocellatus (wolf-eel), 600 nucleotides. RefSeq names its product TCF3 (E2A) fusion partner (gene tfpt). The record is from RefSeq and is a predicted model, not a curated record. Lineage: Eukaryota; Metazoa; Chordata; Actinopteri; Perciformes; Anarhichadidae. Gene Ontology annotation, molecular function: DNA binding. The transcript is spliced from 6 exons. Gene Ontology annotation, biological process: apoptotic process; apoptotic signaling pathway; positive regulation of apoptotic process. Gene Ontology annotation, cellular component: Ino80 complex. The coding region runs from base 1 to 600 and encodes 199 amino acids.